AUGGCGCGCGCGCUGAGUCUCCUUCUCGGGGCGCGUGUCCGUGCUGUCGUGUCUCGCUGCGGGUUCGCGACCCAGGGGGUGGCAGGCCCGGGGUCUCCCGGCCGCGAGCCGGACCCCGAUUCCGACUGGGAACCAGAGGAGCGGGAGCUGCAGGAGGUGGAGAGCGCCCUGAAACGACAGAAAAAAGCCAUCCAGUUCCAGAAAAUUCGGAGGCAAAUGGAGCCGCGCGGGGCCCCGCCCAGGACUCUGACUAGGGAAGCCAUGGAGCAGAUCCGGUAUUUGCAUGAAGAGUUUCCAGAGUCCUGGUCAGUCCCCAGAUUGGCUGAAGGCUUUGACGUCAGCACCGACGUGAUCAGAAGGGUUUUAAGAAGCAAGUUUGUACCCACCUUGGAGAGGAAACUGAAGCAGGAUCAGAAAGUCCUUCAGAAAGCUGGGCUUGCCCACUGGCCCCGCCAGCUUCCGGGCCCUGGGGGUGCCCAGGAGCUGCUUUCUGCAGGCCUCCCUGUGUCGGGAGGUGCAGCCUCAUCCCAAGGCCAAGGUCACAGUACGGCUUUGAGGGUGAUAGAACCGAAUGCUCAGAGUACAAACACCCCGAGAAGACAGAAGGGAAGGAAUAAAGGAGUCCAGAGCCUGGAGAAGGAAAGCUUUGUGCCUGUUGCUGCAGCCCAAGGUCAGCAGAGAGAGCGGCAGAAUUACUCCACCAGUGAUUAUGAGGGCACCAGAGGCCCUGACCGUGAUGCAUUGCCAAGAGCGAAGGAGCUGGAAGCAUUGAAAGCGAGAGAACUGGAUGGCCAGAACUUCAGCAGCAAGGUAGUGCAGAGGGGGCGAGAGUUCUUUGACGACAACGGGAACUUCCUGUACAGAAUUUGA
Molecule: messenger RNA, 870 nt
Organism: Pipistrellus nathusii (Nathusius's pipistrelle)
Lineage: Eukaryota; Metazoa; Chordata; Mammalia; Chiroptera; Vespertilionidae
Source: the annotation of a GenBank genome assembly